Messenger RNA from Penaeus indicus, 418 nucleotides. RefSeq names its product U-scoloptoxin(01)-Cw1a-like. The transcript is spliced from 2 exons. The record is from RefSeq and is a predicted model, not a curated record. Gene Ontology annotation, cellular component: extracellular region. NCBI's taxonomy places the organism in Eukaryota, Metazoa, Arthropoda, Malacostraca, Decapoda, Penaeidae. Gene Ontology annotation, molecular function: chitin binding. Bases 14 to 418 code for a protein of 134 amino acids.
UGCAUCUACCACUAUGAAGACAGUCGCUCUAGUGUGCGUGUUGUUGGGCGUGGCCGCCGCUCUCCCCGGCCUCCGUCAGCGUCGUGACUCCUCGGCCCUCUUCUACGAGCUGCCCUCCAACGCCUCCCUCAUCCUGGGCGGCAUCCAGACCGGCUUCGAGUGCGGCGACCUGCCCUACGGUUACUACGCCGACGAGGCCAACAGCUGCGCCGUCUUCCACGUGUGUCUGCCCUACAUCGACAACGACCUCUACAUCACCCGCCACUUCUCCUUCAUGUGCGGCGCAGGCACCAUGUUCGACCAGGAGCGCCUCGUGUGCGACUUCCCCGAGAGCGCCCUUCCCUGCUCCGAGGCCGCCGCCUUCAGGAAGUCCAACGAGUACUUCGGCCGCGAGGACGUCAACUUCCUCGAGAAGUAA